Diaporthe batatas is the source of this 405-nucleotide messenger RNA. RefSeq lists its product as uncharacterized. The coding region runs from base 1 to 405 and encodes 134 amino acids. The record is from RefSeq and is a predicted model, not a curated record. NCBI's taxonomy places the organism in Eukaryota, Fungi, Ascomycota, Sordariomycetes, Diaporthales, Diaporthaceae. The transcript has a single exon.
AUGGCCUUCUCAAAGGCGGUGAUCCAUAAGGCGCCUGACGGCAGGCCUGGGGCGCUUGUGGAACUGAGGCGGCUCAUGGACGCUUUGAGAGGGCCCAGGACCAAGCCAGAGGUGAGGCCAUGCCAGCGGCUGAUGGUGCUGAGAGCACGAGGGUAUGCCAUGGUCGACUGUUUCAAGCUGCUCAACAGUCAGGGGUGUGUGCGAGACUCGGGACUGGCGAUGUGGAACAAGUCACCUCACAGGCUCAGUGGCUCAUCUCCUUGUGUAGAACAACUCAAACAGGCCGCUGUAAGCUCGUGUGGACGAGGUGGCGUGAAGGGUGGUUGGAGCCACCAAGCAUUGAAUUGGAUUGAAGCUAACGGAACGAUUGCAGAUUUUGCCGGUACGAGGCAAAUGCAUGUUUGA